AUGGAGUUGCUGCUAAGCUUUUGGGGACCAGAAAGUACCAGGUCUAUUUCUUUGAAGUAUAAUCCAUCCGAGGCAGUGAAGCAUAAUGGGAGUCUAUAUGCUCAUGUUUUCUUUGCACGUUCUGGGUAUUCACCCGAUCCAAAUGAUCCCGAGUAUCAGCCAUUGGCUGCUUUUGGUCAGACAUAUUCUGUUGUGAAAUAUUUGCCCAAAUCUAAAGCAGACAAGAAGAAGAGCCUUUUAAAAAAUUCUGAGGACUCAAAUGAGGGUCUUACCAUUCCUGAGGCAGUUCAAGAAGCACAAGAUGAUAAGGAGGAUGCUCCUGUUGAGUGGAUUUCAUAUUGGAAACCUAAUGUUACAAUCAACUUGGUCGAUGAUUUUACAAGAUACACUGGAAAUGCGAUUCCACCUAUUGUUGCUCCUUAUAUGAAUAUCGAAUCCACAACAGGAAACUACUAUCCGACCGUUUUCUUCAAUGAGUUUUGGUUACUUAGGGAUAAAUUAAUAGCUCUCAAUGAAUCAGUAACUGAGGUGCCUCUGCAUUUAGAGGUGAGCCCCAUGAGCAUGACAAAAUGGCAGCUAUUCCUGCAGAUUGACCAAUCCUUCCAGGUUCAUCGUAGUUAUGGUAGCAUGCUCGAGGGGGAGUCUGAUGAACUAAAGAGAGUUUUUUUGGAAGGAAAUCCAUACCUUUUGGGAGUGACCAUGAUGGUCUCACUACUGCAUUCAGUAUUUGACUUCUUGGCGUUCAAGAAUGAUAUUCAAUUUUGGAAUAAAAACAAAUCCAUGGAAGGGUUGUCUGCAAAAUCAGUCAUAGUGAACUUUAUUUGCCAGCUCAUUGUCUUCCUGUACUUGCUUGAUAAUGAUACUUCAUGGAUGAUACUUGCAAGUUCUGGUAUUGGUUGUUGUAUAGAGUUCUGGAAAAUAGGGAAGGCGAUGCACAUUGAGAUUGACAGAUCUGGUAGAAUACCUAUGUUGAGGUUCCGAGAUCGGGAAUCGUAUGCUGGAAAUAAGACGAAAGAAUAUGAUGAUCUUGCCAUGAAGUAUUUGUCCUAUGUGUUGUUCUUCCUUGUCGUGUGCUUUUCCAUAUACUCUCUAAUGUAUGAACGUCACAAGAGUUGGUACUCGUGGAUCCUCUCAUCCAUGACAAGCUGCGUCUAUAUGUUCGGUUUUGUUAUGAUGUGUCCCCAGUUGUUCAUCAAUUAUAAGCUGAAGUCUGUUGCUCAUUUACCUUGGAGGCAGAUGACUUACAAAUUUCUCAAUACCAUUAUUGAUGAUUUGUUUGCAUUUGUAAUAAAAAUGCCAUUGCUACAUCGCCUGUCUGUGUUCCGUGAUGAUCUUAUAUUUUUAAUAUACCUAUAUCAGAGAUGGGUUUAUCCAGUGGAUAAGAAACGAGUCAAUGAGUUUGGUUUCGCUGGGGAGGAUACGGAUCAAGCUUCUAGUAGUUCAGAAACUUUAGCACUGAAAGAAGACGAAAAGAAAACUAACUAAGCUGAAUUUCGCUUACGUUUUACUACAGCAUCAAUGAACUAUGGAGUUUGGUUUUGGAAUGUUCUCAGAAAUGAGUAGCUUCAUCGAGAAUCUGAGAUGACAGACAGCGGCUUGAGAGGUAUUUCUGGCACUUCCAGGACAUUAAGCUUCCCCUGACUUUCCUUAAGAUCCUUUUCUUCAGUUUUUUUUGAAGCCAUAGUACCAGAAUCUAUUGUCAUAGGUUUUUUGAGUUUGUUUUUCUUUUAUUGCUUGUUGGAAUCAUGUUUCGGGUGUAACUAAGAUAACUGCUUAGUGACUUUAAUUUACUUGAUAUUUUUGACAAUCGUCAUUCAGAAAAUUUUCAAAUA
Molecule: messenger RNA, 1832 nt
Organism: Nicotiana tabacum (common tobacco)
Lineage: Eukaryota; Viridiplantae; Streptophyta; Magnoliopsida; Solanales; Solanaceae
Source: RefSeq, a predicted model, not a curated record